Molecule: messenger RNA, 1134 nt
Organism: Saccostrea cuccullata (small rock oyster)
Lineage: Eukaryota; Metazoa; Mollusca; Bivalvia; Ostreida; Ostreidae
Exons: 7
Coding region: 1-1134 (377 amino acids)
Source: RefSeq, a predicted model, not a curated record
AUGCCACGGAAAGGAUUUGUCUUGGUUAUAGAAACAAUCGUCAUCUGCUUAAUGUCAUGUAUGACACUAUCUCCAUCCAAGUUUCCAGAAUUCAUUGUUGUAACCAACGCAAGUCUUUUAACCUUUGGUGACACAGUUGUCAUCAAAUGCCUUAUUGCAAACAUGACUCUUAUGGACGUUGUCACUGGUUAUACUUUGACGUGGUUUAAGGAUGACGUCAGAGUCACGGAGUCGUUCACAGUGCUUUCUAAUGACGUUAGAGAUUCAAGAUACAGCUUAAAUAUUUUUGCAGAAGAGGGAAAAGGAUUUGUUUCCUCGCUGCAAAUCAAAAGUUUGAAAGAAGAAGAUGAAGGAUUAUUUACAUGUGAACUUCAGAAUAACACGUCUGCAAAACAACAAAAAUCAGUGUCAAUAAGCGGUAUAAUAGUUGAGAGCUUUUUCUUAUUCAGGUCGAUUCUAAGUGAUGAGGAAAGCAGCACUUCUACAACACAGAUCCAGAAUAUAGAUAGAAAUACAACCGACACGAGCAUGUAUAUGGAAAGUAUCACAGAAAGCAACCUAGAAAAGGGAAAUGAUUCUGUGUCUAUCACCAACGACACCUUCAAAGACAACAAACUAACAACACAGACUAAUGUUGUCUCUUUCGUGGAGGGCACGACUGCAUCACUCGAAGGUGAAUUUCAUUCAGAAAAAGAUAACAAAGCUGGUAUGAUUGUUGGAAUUAUGGUGCCAAUUAUUCUUAUUCUUGUGACCACCAUUACAGUGGCAUUUAUUAUAAAACGACGGGGUGGCAUCAAUUGGGAAAUCUGUUACCAUAAAUCUAAAGGAAAGGACUAUGAAAAGCCACAUCAUGAACUCAUUAACAUAGACUAUGAAAAUAGAAGAAAGAAGAGGAAAAGUAACUACAUUAAGUGUAAUGAUACAACUUUUCUAGACGAAUACAAUGUAAUACAAGAAGAACAAAAAACAACCCCCCCUCUUGACUAUGCUGACAUAGAGUUUGUAGUCAAAAAGAAAAAAAAAGUGGCAAGCCACUCAGAGGCUAACCAGGAACGGAGGUUAGCCACCAGACCUGUAAUUCGUCUUGCUGAUCUGUCUGGCAACCAGGCUGUUGUGUACAGUGUGUCUGCCUGA